Opisthocomus hoazin is the source of this 2945-nucleotide messenger RNA. Lineage: Eukaryota; Metazoa; Chordata; Aves; Opisthocomiformes; Opisthocomidae. The record is from RefSeq and is a predicted model, not a curated record.
GGAAAGAAUGCGAGUGGAUCCAAACAGCGUUAUAAUCGUAAAAGAGAAACUUCAUAUUCAAAAAAUGAGAACUUUUCCAGUCAGUCCCGUCGCUCCAAUUCACAGAAAAGCAAAGCUUUUAACAAAAUGCCUCCUCAAAGGGGAGGUAGUGGCGGAAGUGGCAAACUUUUUAGCUCUUGUAAUGGUGGAAGACGAGAUGAGGUAGCAGAGGCUCAGCGGGCAGAGUUCAGCCCUGCCCAAUUCUCUGGUCCCAAGAAGAUUAAUCUGAACCACUUAUUGAACUUCACUUUUGAACCCCGUGGCCAAGCAGGCCAUUUUGAUGGGAAUGGACAUGGCAACUGGGGGAAAAGGAACAAGUGGGGACAUAAACCUUUCAACAAGGAGCUCUUCCUACAGGCCAACUGCCAGUUUGUUGUCUCUGAAGAACGGGACUACACAGUCCACUUUGCUGAUCCAGAUACCUUGGUCAACUGGGACUAUGUGGAGCAAGUGCGAAUUUGUAGCCAUGAAGUGCCCUCUUGCCCAAUAUGUCUGUACCCACCAACCGCAGCAAAGAUCACCCGCUGUGGGCAUAUCUUUUGUUGGGCAUGUAUCCUUCACUACCUCUCCUUGAGUGAAAAGGCCUGGAGUAAAUGUCCUAUUUGUUAUGGCUCUGUUCACAAGAAGGAUCUCAAGAGUGUCGUUGCUAUGGAAACACGUCAAUAUGCAAUUGGUGAUAUCAUUACAAUGCAACUUAUGAGAAGAGAGAAAGGUGUUCUGAUAGCACUGCCCAGAUCUCAGUGGAUGAAUGUGGUGCAGCCUGUUUGCAUCGGAGAUGACCAGCACAGUCAGUAUUCAAAGCUGCUUCUGGCAUCCAGGGAGCAGGUCUUGCAGCUGGUGAUUCUGGAGGAGAAAGCAGCAUUACUAAAACAGUAUGAGGAAGAAAAACACACGCCAGAGGCUUGCUUUAUUGAGGCAGCUAUCCAGGAACUGAAGGAGCGAGAAAAAGCACUCUGUGCUGAUCAGGAUAAAGACAAUGGCAUUGCUGGAAUCAGUGCAGCUGUGGAAGAAUUGGUCCUAGAAAGCUCCAAGACUGUGGAGCCUGCAGUUUCCCGAGAGAAAAAGUGUGGUGUGGAAUAUCUCUCUGCAUUUGAUGAGGAGCUUGUGGAGCCUUGCUCAGAUCUGGCAAGUUCUUUUUCGCCUCCUGUGGAAGCAGAAGAGGCAGUGCUGGAUAAAGAGGAAGUACCUGAGAUGGACACCGUAGGGCAACCAGAUACGAACACUACAGAAGAACCAAACCCAGCUGAAACAAGCUGCCAAGAAUCUAAAGAUACAGUUAGCAGUGGACAUCUUAGCAACUCUCCUUUUUACUAUUUCUAUCAAGCGGAGGAUGGACAGUGUAUGUAUCUUCACCCUGUGAAUGUUCGAUGUCUUGUUCGUGAAUACGGCAGCUUGGAGAAGAGUCCAGAGAAGAUAACUGCAGCUGUAGUGGAGAUAACUGGCUACUCAAUGACAGAGGAUAUAAGACAGCGUCAUCGUUACCUCUGCCACUUGCCCCUCACUUGUGAGUUCAGCAUCUGUGAACUGGCUCUGAAGCCACCCAUCAUCUCGAAGGAGACUUUAGAGUUGUUUUCAGAUGACCUUGAAAAGAGGAAACGUCUGCGGCAGAAGAAAGCUCGUGACGAACGACGACGUGAACGCAGAAUUCAGAUAGAAGAAAACAAGAAACAGGGCAAAUAUCCAGAGGUCCAUAUUGCUUUAGAGAAUCUGCAGCAGUUCCCUGCUUUUACCUCUUGCCCUGGAGAAACUACCAGCAUUGACCAUCAGAGCUUCUGUCUGUCUCCUCUUGGCAGAAGCCCUGUGUUUCAGACAGAGUCUAUUCCAACUCCACUGUCACCUGCUGCCAGCCAGGCCAGCCCGUUGCUCUGUGGGAGUUUGGAAGAAGAGUGUCCCUUCCCUUCCUUCGCCCAGAUGUUGAGAGUUGGAAAGGCAAAACCAGAAACAUGGCCCAAACCUGCUCCAAAGACAAGAGAUGAGAACACUCUGGCCCUCCCUGUGCCAGCGGAUAGUGAUGGAGAAAGUGACAGCUCUGACCGCAUACCUGUGCCCAGCUUCCAGAAUUCCUUCAGCCAAGCCAUUGAGGCAGCCCUCCUGAAACUGGACAAACCGUCCACAGCUGAUCAUUUAUCAGAGGAAAAGGGAGGCAAGAAAAGAAAGAAACAGAAGCAGAAGCUACUGUUCAGCACCUCUGUUGUUCACACAAAGUGAUUCUGCUAUUCAAGAGAAGUUUCCUCUCCUGGUUUUCUUUUUAUUUUGCUUUGUUUUGCUGCUAUAGUUUAAGUAUUUAAAUUUGAACAGACUAAACUUGUGUUUCCAGGGCUUCUAGGGGGUUCAGGAGGAAACCAUGACAGUAUAUGUUGAAGUAAGAUCUUUUGAUCCCAACUAUUCAAUCGGUUUAUAAUGAAACAAAUUUUUGAAAGAAACAAUCCAGAGACAAAUCAUCCAAGGCUUCUGGUUUGUGCCAAGUCAGUUCUUUUGGCCUAAUAAGCAGUGUCAAAGUUUUUACAGCUGUGUGGUACUGCCAGAAUACUGCAAUAUUACCUAAGUGAAGAGGCAGAGAGCCUUUAUUUCCCUGGAAGUAUUCAUGGGCAGAAGUCCAUCUGACUGCAACAGUAGUGCUGUUUCUGUAAAGCUGUCAAACUGCUCUCUUGAGAAGCUGGUUUCCGCUGCACUGGAAGUGGGCAAAAGAGCUUCCUGGCUUUAGAGUGUUGGCUGCUAUAUCUGUUCUUUUUCUAAAGAGCAAGAAUUCCUCCUGUUCUCCUGGCUUGGAAAGAUUUAAAGCUGAGGUGAGUGUAAAGCAGAACUUGGCUACUUGGUUUUAGAGUGACUCUUGAUGAAUUUGUGUAUUUCAAAAUGCGUACUGGCACUGGUGGUAGAAGGAACCUCCUGGCUUUUCUCAGUUGUUC